CCACGUUCCACUUCGACCACGGAUGGUUUCAUUGGCAGAGGACGACGGAAAAUGGAGACUGUCGAUUGCGCCCGGGGUGGAUCUCGAUGCUCGCGCGCUUUCUGCGGCUCUACAAUAAACAGCUCGCAGCUUCUGAGCUGAGCAGCCGUACCAAUCACCGAAACUCGCCAAAGCGGCGAUUCUGUCUGCCCCCAUUCGAGCGAUCAUCUUUAUUGUAACGCAUCCUGUGACGGACAUCGCGGUGUCGUUUGGGCGUGUGCUGAGGCGGGCCACGAGCGUGCGUCCGGACCGGAUGCGAUCUGGACGUUAGCACGCACCCGCCAUGGUAGCUUCUGCGCUCCUGCUCGCGGUCCUCGCCCCCUUCGCGGUCGCCAAGUCGUACCCCGCGCAAUUCUUCGACCCGCUCGUGCCCCAGAAAGUGCUGAAGACCGCCCAGUCGCUGCCGUCGCCCAUCCAGUACCCGCAGUACACGGGCAUCACGAGCAACACCGGCGUGUGGCAGCUGUUCUCGCCGAAUACAUGGACGAGCGCGUUCUUCCCGGCGACGAUGUACGCGCUGAACACGCGCAAGACGCUCUGCGGCGCGACAGCUGCCAACGGGCUGGGCGCGGCGGACUGGCUGGCCUGGGGCCGCUCGCUGAGCAACGGCCUCAUUCCGCUGGAGCAGUCCAACGGCGUCGGCCAUGAUGUUGGCUUCCUCAGCUUCCCCUUCGUCGAGGAGUUGGCGAUAAACCCGACGAACCAGACGGCCAUAGCUGCCGUGAACAAGUUUGCCGCCGACCUAGCCGCGAGAUUCAAUCCAGUUGUCGGCUGUACGCGGAGCUGGGACACAUCGGAUCCUACGUUGUUCCAAGUGAUCAUCGACAACAUGAUGAAUCUGGAGGUGCUCUGGGUCUCGUAUAAGCUCACGGGAAACGCGACGCUCCGCCACAUCGCCGAGACGCACGCCAAUACGACCAUGAAGAACCACAUCCGGCCUGACGGCGGCACCUGGCACGUGAUUGAGUACAAUGCCACGACGGGCGCCGUGGUGGCGAAGAUUACGUCGCAGGGAUUCUCGAACAACAGUACCUGGAGUCGCGGUCAGGCGUGGGGUGUUUACGGAUUUGCGAACAUGUACAAACACACCGGCUACCCUGCCUAUCUCGACACCGCGCGUAAGCUCGCCAACUACUACCUCACCAAUCUGCCUGCUGAUGGCAUCGUUCCUUGGGACUUCAAUGCUCCGUUGACCCCGGCUCCGAGACCAUCAGAUUCGUCUGCUGCGACUGUCGUGGCAACAGGACUUAUCCUUCUUGCCUCCGUGGAAACACCCGACAACGUAGACAAGUGGAGGAACUUGGCGAUGACGAUUCUGAACAACAUUACUGCCCUUGCCUGGAAACCGUCGUGGCAAUCUCUUCUGUCGAAUGGCACCGUCAAUUGGCCGGCGCAUAAUCUGCUCACAGGGAUUGUCUACGGAGACUACUAUUUUAUCAAAGUUGCGAAUGACUUGAUCUCUCAGAAGUUGAUCCUUGUCCAUCUUGAUUGUUACCUCCGGCCUAUGAAGAUCAUCGCCAUAGGGGCCGGCAUCUCCGGUAUCAGCUUGGCGCACGACGUGCAAGAGACGGGCGAGAAGCUCGACCUGACGAUCUACGAGAUGGCCUCGGACGUGGGGGGCACCUGGCUGUGGAACCGCUACCCGGGGAUCCGCUGCGACAUCCCGUCGGUGAACUACCAGAUGCACUGGUGUCCGAACCCGGACUGGUCCGAGUACUACUCGACGGGGGACGAGAUCCAGCGCUAUUACAAGAGCCUCGUCGAUAGAUUCGAGCUCUGGAAAUACAUCCACCUUCAACACGAGGUGACACACGCGGAAUGGGACGACGGCGCGAAGAAGUGGAAGCUGCGCAUCCGGGGGCCAGAUCAGCAUGAGUUCGAGGACGAGUGCGAUGUGUUCCUAAACGGGGGCGGUGUUCUCAACGUCUGGAAGUGGCCCUCGAUCGAAGGACUGCACUCCUUCAAAGACACCUUGUGCCACACUGCGCGCUGGCCCGAGAACCUCUCGCUCAAGGACAAGCGCGUGGCGGUGAUUGGAUCGGGGUCCUCAGGGAUCCAGGUGCUGGCGGCGAUCCAGCCAGAGGUGAAGCAGCUGUACCAUUGGAUCCGCUCGCCCACUUGGAUCACGGGGGCAUUUGCCCCGCAGUUCGCCGGACCCGGCGGCGUCAACUUCAAAUACUCUGAAGAGCAGAAAGAGAGGUUCCGGAACGAUCCAGAGCAUGCCCUGAAAUACCGGAAGAUGAUAGAAUCUGAGCUCAACGAACGAUUCAAGUUCAUCGUCCAGGGCACGCCAGAACAACUAGCAUCUUUGGAGUUCGGCAACCGGGAUAUGCGAGAACGACUCAAGCAAGACGAGCGGCUGAUCGACGCUAUUGUGCCCAAGGAUUUCGCGGUAGGAUGUCGUCGGCCAACACCAGGGAACGGAUAUCUCGAGGCUUUGCUCGAGCCGAAUGUGCAGGUCUACACGGAAAUGUUCCAGCGCAUCACCGAGAAGGGCUUCAUCGACGCACAAGGGAACGAAGUUGAGGUGAUUGGCUUCGAUACAAGUUACAAGCCCCGCUUCCCGAUCGUCGCACAUGGCGUGAACAUCCAGGAUCUGUGGAAGGAGUAUCCCGUCGACAGUGUCAGUCGUUCUGUUCAGGCUGGGACCGCCGGGAUUAAUCUUGAAAUGCAGUAUCUGUCCGUUGCAGUCAAAAACUUUCCAAAUUAUUUCAUGUACUACGGCCCCCACGGCCCCAUCGCCCACGGCUCCGGUGCCCCAGUGAUCCAUGCCUACACGACCAUGUUCCUCAAGAUCAUCCAGAAACUCCAGAUGGAGAACAUCACUGCGAUCAAGAUCAAGGACAAAGCGGCCGACGAUUUCAACGAGCACCGGGAGCUGUAUGUCAAGCGGACGGCGUGGGUCGGUAACUGCUCCUCGUGGUUCAGACUGCACAAGGAUGCUGCUCCGAUGCUCUUCCCCGGGAACCGUGUACUUUUCAUGGAGCUGCUGUACAACAUCCGGUGGGAGGACUGGGACUACGAAUAUGGCUAUGCCGGGAACAGAUUCGGAUACCUGGGUACUGGAUUCACUCAGCGGGAAACCGACGGCCGAGACACUACGUUCUAUUAUGGAGUGAUGGACGGGAGAGACGAGCAGCCCGACUACGCGGAUAUUCGUCCAUUGUACGCAUGGAGGUAAGUAGCGGGAGGAAGGGGACCGGGAGUUACCGUGGAGCCAUCAGUGGUCCGGCAACGCCCAGCGUCUAAUCGCAGCCAAGGUUCAUAUCGAGCACAAGUGAUUUUCCCUUCCGCUUUGAAUCCGUCGAAGGCGCGCAAUACAGCUACGCUCUAGCGCACACGAUUUAAUGCAUAGACUACAUGGAAUGUGAUACAGAUUAGGCUCACAUGUGUUACUAUUUCAUGCAAACACCGCACCCUCGCUCGUGUUCUGUCUUUCACGCAAUCCACUGCAGACAAAGCAGGGAUGCUGGCUCUGUUUCAUAUUUCGGAGUCAUUUUGCCGCCCCGUGCUCUUGCGAAAAUGUGAACAACGAGAAAGAACGUACGAUGCCAGAGGUGGCGUGAGGAUGCAUUGUGUCGCCCGCAUCGUCGAUGGGUUGGCAAACACGUCAGUCCAGAUCCAAUUGCGAUGCAGGCAAAACGGGUCGUGGAGCUGCUCAAGAUGGAGGAAAUUCUUGAAUAUGAUGAGACCUGGAAAAUGAGCAGCUUUCGCAUCCGCAUCGGUGUCGUAGAUCGCACAGCCCUUGAGGUGAGCUACGCAUGCAGGGUAUCUCUUAAUCUUCUGUACGAUUCUAUAAAAGCCGGUUUCGACAAGUAAAGCAAUGGAAACGUACCGCUAGAGCUUGCAUCUCACACCAUCUCGUCCGCGGGAAAGGUCCAGAGCACUUGGCGCAUUUCCGAACCGAUUUUUCGUCUGAUGACCCAUACGCUUUGGUGGAGCCGCAUCUCCCGCUCGGUCCACCUAUGCAUUUCAGAGAAGCACGCAAGGAGAGCUAGCACCUGCCAGUACUCGUGUGACAAAAGGAUAUGAACUUUGGUUCAAUAGCAAAUCCACUUGGCACUUGGAAUAGACAGGUCUUAUUGGGUCGAGAGGUUCCACAAACAAGCUUAAUGAUGAACGUAGUUCCAGGAGAGUUGG
This is a messenger RNA of Mycena citricolor, 4179 nucleotides long. The record is from the annotation of a GenBank genome assembly. Lineage: Eukaryota; Fungi; Basidiomycota; Agaricomycetes; Agaricales; Mycenaceae.